AUCUCGGCAGCGACAACCUCAUACGCGCGUGUACGUAACAAAUGUUUGCCCCGCAUUCAUGCUCGGUCUAGCCACAAUAUCCUACAAACGUCCGUUCCCUCAUGAUCCUCAUCGAUUCUGCGACCUGCCUAAAGGAGCAUUAAAGCCCGUUGACGAUCCAAUCAGCCAUUUUCAAUUUGCCUCCUCUUCCCUGCGUAGUGGACUCGUCAGGAGACUGUCGUGGCACAACAUCGUCAUCGCUCUCAUUCUCUCUCAAGUCUCAACUCUCUUGGCCCCCUGAAAUCAUCAUCACCUUUCCAGCAACUCAACACACAAACAUUGCCUCCAUCACCAUCAACUCAUUGAACUUUGAAAGCCUCUGUGUCUAAAGACAACUCACUCAACUCUGCAUUGCUUCUCAACACUCAUCAAUCACCCCUAGUCAAAAACGAGUCAUCAUACAUGAGCCCUCAUCACCGUAGCCGAGGGCCUCUUUCAUUCCCGGCCGCCCUAACAAUCGGCGCCGUCAUCGUACUCACACUCUACUUUUACUCUCCGCUGCAAUUCUUCACAAUGGCCUCUGACUCCUCAUCCUUCCUCGACAACCUCGAGGUGAGCCUGUCUCAGUCUGGCACGUCGCCCCCAAAGGUCUCAGUGUCCGUCAAGAACACACACCCGGACACGCCCGUGACGCUCCUGAAAUGGAACUCCCCGCUUGACCCCGCCGUCCUCGGUCUGGGCCAGGUGUCCAUCCAACCCGCCGGGGCCUCCGAGCCGAUCAAGACCCACGCCAUCAUGAUCAACCGCAAGAUGCCGCCCGGCGCCGAGUCGCUCGUUACAUUGCGACCUGGUGAAAGCGCGGAUCAGGUUGUUGAGCUUCGCGAGCCAAGAGUGCCGGGAGAUGUGUGGGAGGCAGGCAAGGCCAAGGUAGCGAUGAAGGGAAGAUGGAUGGCUGUCUGGCCUCGUAUGACUACGGAAGAGGUCUUGCAGAGCCCAGAAAAGUUGACGUCUGUCGGUGCUGGUGCAGGGUCAUUGAUAGGGGAGUGGGAGACGGAGAACAUUGAGGUUGGAAACUGAUUAUUGAUUUGUUUUUUUUCGGGAGGUUUGGAAGUAUCUAUCACAUAACUACUGCUGAAUACUGUUCGAUGGUGUUUUGAGGGAAUUGCCGUCACAUAGAUCCUGAAAUUCUGAAAUGCCAUAGGCGAGAGAAUGAAACAACUCAAGUUGUAGUCAUUCAGACUCUGGAUAUGUAUGGUCUAUUGAGCACCGCUUUGUAUUUAAGCAGUUACGAGUGAGGGACUCGGGAGACGCGCGCCGCGAACGAGUCCUACUUUUAUGUGAGGCACAUAGUGACCAUGAUAUCGGUCGAAUGGGAUGUAGCUGGUUUUCUCCACUCCUUUUAGAGACAUUUCUGCUGCGCUGAGAUGGUC
Messenger RNA from Colletotrichum phormii, 1409 nucleotides. RefSeq lists its product as uncharacterized. NCBI's taxonomy places the organism in Eukaryota, Fungi, Ascomycota, Sordariomycetes, Glomerellales, Glomerellaceae. The record is from RefSeq and is a predicted model, not a curated record. Bases 442 to 1056 code for a protein of 204 amino acids. The transcript has a single exon.